Molecule: messenger RNA, 759 nt
Organism: Talaromyces amestolkiae
Lineage: Eukaryota; Fungi; Ascomycota; Eurotiomycetes; Eurotiales; Trichocomaceae
Exons: 4
Coding region: 1-759 (252 amino acids)
Molecular function (GO): hydrolase activity
Source: RefSeq, a predicted model, not a curated record
AUGGCUGGUGUUAGCAAAGCUUGUUGCUCUAUCCCCCCCGUUAUCUCAAAGGGUUAUGAAGCCAAGGGUGAAUACAAGACCCUUGGUGGACUGAAGACCUAUGUCACUGGUCCCGCCGACGCUACUCGUGCCAUUUUCGUCAUCUACGAUAUCUUCGGCUUCUAUCCCCAAACCCUCCAAGGCGCUGACAUUCUUGCCAACGCCGACAAGGACAAGAAAUACCGCGUUUACAUCCCUGAUUUCUUCGAAGGCGAACCCGCCGACAUCUCGUGGUACCCACCUACCACCGAUGAACACAAACAAAAACUCGGCAAAUUCUUCGAAACUGCCGCCGCUCCUCCACGCGUUCUCGCAAAGAUCCCCGGCGUUUUCGCAGAUGCCAAUAAGGAAGCCAGCAGCGGCAGCGGAUUCGCCUCUUGGGGCAUCUUAGGAUACUGCUGGGGCGGCAAAGUUGCCAAUCUCGCCUUGGGCAAGGACACCGUUUUCAAGGCUGGUGCGCAGGCUCACCCAGCUAUGUUGGAUCCGGAAGAUGCAAAGAACGUCACUGUGCCGAUUGCGGUGUUGGCGUCAAAGGAUGAGGAUCCUGCUGCUGUCAAGGGUUAUGAGGCUAACUUGAAGGUUGCCAAGUUUGUUGACACUUAUCCCACGCAGAUCCAUGGAUGGCUGGCAGCCCGAGCUAAUUUGGAGGAUCCAGAGGUCAAGAAGGAAUAUGAACGCGGAUAUAAUGCUCUGUUGGACUUUUUCCACAAGCAUCUGUGA